Messenger RNA from Triplophysa dalaica, 2394 nucleotides. RefSeq names its product BTB (POZ) domain containing 6a (gene btbd6a). The record is from RefSeq and is a predicted model, not a curated record. Gene Ontology annotation, cellular component: cytosol. Bases 398 to 2020 code for a protein of 540 amino acids. Gene Ontology annotation, biological process: neurogenesis. Gene Ontology annotation, molecular function: protein binding. The transcript has 4 exons. Lineage: Eukaryota; Metazoa; Chordata; Actinopteri; Cypriniformes; Nemacheilidae.
AACCAUAGAUGCCGGAGGGACAACCCUCCGCCUCUGACGUCAGAGAGAGAGAAAGAAAGCGAGAGGACCUCAAAAUAAACUCAGUCAAACUUCAUUUCGUGUGGCUACAGCAGAGAAAAUGAACCGCUUGACCAUGAUUUGAUAAUACAUCGGCGGAUACACUUUAUUUGUCAUUAGUUGUGUGCUUCUUUAGUGACAUUUAAGGCGCUUUCAGAUCAGACAGGAUGGGAUUAAAAAAAAGGUGAUCUCCCGAAAUGGUUCCCGAAAUACCGAUGUUCAUACCGUUCUGUUUCAACGGAAGACACGCGAUAUUCAGAAAUAACAAGGACCGCGGUUGUUUCUGAAAAACAGCGUUGUGGAUUUUUAUCGGUAUUUCGGUCAACUCGUUUUUGUUCUGAUGCCCGCUGCGCCGGAAUGCAAACGGUCCCAUCAUGGCCGGAUCAUGAAAUGCGUUACUUUUCUACUCCUGCUCCCCGAAACGCUUAAAAAGUUGAAAAGCGCAAGCAAGCACUCGGGAAGACUGCCCGUGUGCUAUAACGUCUUAACUAUUUCCCUCAAGGAAAGGAUGGCGGGGGAACUGUACCCCGUGAACGAUCAUGCAUCGGUGCAGAAGAACGGGACCGUGAUGCUUAGCCUGUCCGAGAAAAAGAGGAACGUGGAGCCAGUUGCGCAGACCACCACGACCAUCGCCACGACACCGACGGCAGAGCAAAAUAUCAACAACAACAAUGUGGAGAUCUCCACCUGGCAGUCCCUGCAUCCGACAUUACGCGAAAGAAAUGCGCUCAUGUUCAAUAACGAACACAUGGCAGACGUUCAUUUCAUUGUUGGUCCACCCGGAGAGUCGGAGAGGGUUCCGGCACACAAGUAUGUUCUGGCGGUCGGGAGCUCCGUUUUCUGUGCCAUGUUUUAUGGGGAUCUCGCAGAAGGGGACUCUGAUAUCCAUAUUCCAGAUGUGGAGCCCGCUGCGUUUCUCAUCCUACUAAAAUACGUGUACAGUGAUGAGAUCGAACUGUCCGCCGACACAGUGUUGGCUACACUCUACGUUGCCAAGAAAUACCUGGUGUCUGCGCUGGCUCGAGCGUGUGUGGGCUUCCUUGAGACGAGUCUAGAGGCACGAAACGCAUGCGUGCUGCUGUCUCAGAGUCGGCUGUUCGAAGAGCCGGAUCUCACUCAGAGGUGUUGGGAAGUGAUCGAUGCCCAGGCAGAGCUUGCACUGCGUUCCGAGGGAUUGUCUGAGAUUGACCUACCCACACUGGAGAGCAUCCUACAAAGGGAGACGCUAAACGUGAAGGAGGCUAUAAUCUUCCAGGCGGUUCUAGGAUGGGCCGAUGCAGAAUGUCGAAGGCAAAGCUUGAGCCCCACGCUGCAAAACCAGCGAUCUGUGCUGGGAAAGGCGCUGCAUCUCGUGCGCCUGCCUUCCAUGACCUUACAGGAAUUUGCAGAUGGUGCAGCACAGUCAAACAUUUUAACCCUUGAAGAAACACACAGCAUCUUUCUCUGGUACACAGCUGCAACAAAGCCGUCGCUUGGAUUCCCAGUUACGCCCAGAAAGGGGCUGACACCGCAACACUGUCAUCGGUUUCAGUCCUCCGCCUACCGCAGCAACCAGUGGCGUUAUCGUGGACGCUGCGACAGCAUUCAGUUUGCAGUGGACAAACGUGUGUUCAUCGCUGGACUCGGACUGUAUGGAUCCAGCGGAGGGAAAGCUGAAUAUAGCGUUAGAAUUGAACUCAAGAGACAAGGAGUGCUUUUGGCUCAUAACCUGACCAAGUUUGUGUCCGACGGUUCUAGCUCAACGUUCCCUGUGUGGUUCGAGCACCCAGUACAGGUAGAGCAAGAUGCGUUCCACACCGUUAGCGUUGUUCUCGAUGGGAGCGAGUUGAGUUAUUUUGGACAGGAAGGGAUGACAGAAGUCCAGUGUGGGAAAGUCACCUUCCAGUUUCAAUGUUCCUCUGACAGUACCAAUGGAACUGGGGUCCAAGGGGGACAAAUUCCAGAGCUGAUAUUUUUUGCUUGAGUACUUUGAUCUGCUAAAGAAGAGACAGCGGGUAGAUUAUCGUCUGGAAUUAAUGCCUUUUCUCAUUAUGUAGCUGCAAGACAUAUCUGGUGGAGGAGGGAGGGUAUCCUUUGGUCAGACUUCAUUUAUGUUUCACACAUAAAGGAAUGCUCUUCAAUAUUAUUUAUUUGCUAAAAUUGUUUUAAAACAUUCAACUUCUAUUUAAUAUUAUUUUAUUUCUAAUUAUUCAUAAUCUGCCCAUGUUAAGAAUGGCCAUUUUGCACUUGAACCGAGGCAGCUUUAUCUGUCUUGUUAUUUAAAUGAUAUUUGUUAACAACUUGAUGUCAAGUGACAUAAAGAACACUGAAAACCAUAAAACAUUUCUCUUCUAUUCA